Messenger RNA from Culex quinquefasciatus (southern house mosquito), 1910 nucleotides. RefSeq lists its product as uncharacterized. The record is from RefSeq and is a predicted model, not a curated record. The coding region runs from base 1153 to 1587 and encodes 144 amino acids. NCBI's taxonomy places the organism in Eukaryota, Metazoa, Arthropoda, Insecta, Diptera, Culicidae. The transcript has 3 exons.
UAUAAAAAAAAGCAAUAAAAAUCAUGUUUUUCGGAUGUUCCGGGUUUACGGAACCGGUGUCCAUUUUGGGCAAAUUAUCUCCAAGGAAACUUAAAGUCGAGGUAAUCAUCCGUCAAAUGCAACCGGAAUCAACUCGCUAGGUGUUGUUUCGCAGAUACAGGUCCUCAAAGUUGGGCCUCAAAAAGGACUUUUUUCGGUUGUAGCAGGUUCCUGGUGGCCAGGGUUCAAAACCGGUUCUGCCUGUCGGAAUCUUGACAUCUUAACCUAUUAUUUGCGGCCAUGGCACCCGAAAUCGGUUAGGAUUUCGAAUUUUGGCAGCCAAAAACAUUUAUUACUGAAUUAAGGACCAACACGCAUGGUCUGUCAAAAUCAAAAAUAGGGCCUUUUGAAAUAUUACGCUAGAAUCGAUAAACUCACCGUGUAACAUCACGGAACCGGCCUGAUAAGUCACCCUUCCUGGGCUUCGUGGAAGCUGCACCGGAUCAGGGCGAUCGUAAAACCGCACUGGAUCCGUGCUUCUGCCAGGCAUUGGCUCUCUCGUCUCGAUCGCAAAGCCAGCCGCUGCUGUAACACCGCGAUGAUCGCGGUCGAGAUCCGAUUCUGCUGCCGCCUUGAGUUUCUUCCGCUUCCGGAACGCCCUCACGCGCUCCGCACUUGUUUUGGGGGGCUCCCGCUGUUUCGAAGUUUCUUCCUCCUCCUCUCGCUUACGCUUGCGGCGUUCCGCCGUCUGCUUCCGUCGCAUGUAUUGAGACAUGUUUGAUCUUCAAUAACUGACAACAAACUGAUCAAUGGAACUAAGAGCGCAAUCCUUUUUAUUAACUGCGAAAAAGCUAAUUUCGCACAGUAAAAAAAUAGAACUAAAGUUAUUUUAGACGUUACAAAACCACACUAGUUUUAUUUUAAAACGAAGAUUUUUCAAAUGACCUAAUUGAAUACAGAAGGAUAACUAGAUACAAUUUUAUGUCAUAUGGUUUGAAAACCUUUGAUCCAAACAUUGAUUCUUCUAGUAAUAAAAUAUGUUGUACAAAGUUUAACACUUCCUUUCCUUUUUUUUCUGUGCCAUAAAUUUGUGCGUCUGCGUCUGCCACGCGGCGCUCAGUGGCUUUUGUAGGGUUCCAUUUUUGACAUCCAGUUGGUGAGUACCUUGGCUUGAUGUCUGUCAAAAUGAGUGCCUCUGUGUUUGUGGUGGCAAGCUUGUCAAAAAGUGUACCUCACUUUUACUGGUUUGUUUUGCUACACGUUUUUUUUCGGCGCAACAGCAAAUUUUCAAUAAGGAUAACGAUUCAAUAUCAAGGCGGAAAGACGCUGGUACCACCGAAGUCGUCAGAGGACGUUGCCACAGAAUUGUUGACAUCAGGGCAGCGAGUGGAUUUUGAUUUGAUGAAGGACAAAAAGGCAGCAGCGCCGUCGGACCGAGUAGCUCAAGGCUGUCCGAACCUGCGCAAAUACGUGCCACUAGAUCUGCACUUCCAAAAAACCCGCGCCAUGAAAAAGUCACAGCGAGAAGCCACCCGAUUUACUCAAAAAAGAAUCAGAAACUCGCCUAUCGGAAGUAUUCUAAAUCCAGGCAAUCUUUUGUCAAGUUAAACUACUUUUUUGCCCAGCGAUUUUGUUUUGACGACAACUACAGUAUGUUUUUUCGUCGAGCACCUUAUGUUGACGCAUCAGUACUUUGGUGUUUAAUCACAGCUUUAACAACUCUUUUUCAACUCAAAUCGAGUAAUAGGUAGCUCAGUAGGAAGUGCACAAGCAAGUUUGAGGUUUUAAGCAGUAAAAAUAGAAAAUAACAUGAAAAUAGGAACAAAAUCUCAACCUCGCCGAUUUUUGUUGAAGAAAGAAACUUGUAGAAUUUAUUGUACUUUCAUAAUGUGUUAAAUGAAAUAAAGAAAUGGAAUCGGUUUUUUAGGCAA